AUAGGCCGCUGCUGUGUGCUUGAUGUCCCGUCCGUCUGCGGUCUGCAGGGGGAGAACUGAGCAGAGCUCACUCACUGGAGCUAGCUUUAGCAGGCUGCUGGCUACACGCGAGCAGGAAGUCAGUAAAGUUGCAGAAUCAUAGCGGGUUUCGCUUUGCUUUCUCUCACAGCGAUCGUGAAGAGGGAGCAUGAGCUCUGCCGCCUCUCCGACUAUCGGGGAGUUGUUCCUCAUCCUCAGUGAGAUGGGUUUCACAGAGGAGCAGAUUCAGGCAGCUAUGCAGGCUGGCCACUUUUCAGUGCCAGAGGCAGCUGAGUGGCUCUUACAGGGUCAAUAUCCUCGGCACAAGCUGGUCAAGCAGCCGUCACAGCCAGCUGAGACGGCGUUUUCUGCUUUCAACCCUCCCAAAGAGACGGCAAACACGUCAGAGGCUCAUACAUCUCCUGCUGACAGCAGAGCAAGUCCUUCAUUGGUUCUGAGACCGUCUCAGUCCUGCUCCUUGUCCCCGGAUCCCACACCAGUUGAAUCCCGAAUCAAACAAGACAAGAGCGACUUUGAAGAGAAGGAAAGACAGCGCGUUGCUCAAGAAGCUCGAGCGGAGAGGAGACAAAAGAAGCAGGAGCGGGAGUUGGUGUUGAAACGGAUCGCCGAGGAUCGGAGGAGCUUGCAGGAGAAGAGCCAGACUAGUGCUGCUCCUGAGUCGUCUCCUCCGAGCGGUCAAGGCCAGAAGCUCGGAGGAAAGGUUCAGACAAAUGUGGACAACAACUGCAUCCUUAUGAUCCGACUGCCGUCUGGUGAGUCCAUGCGUGAGCGCUUCUCGGCCGACGCCCCACUGCGGAGCGUCGUGGAGCACAUCACCGGGCGUCACCCGUCCCUGCCCUCGUUCUCUCUCCUCCAGGGUUUCCCACGGAAACGCUUCGGGGAGGCGGAGCUCGCCUGCUCGCUGCGCUCUCUCGGCCUCACCCCUAAUGCCGCUCUGUGUAUUCAGACCACUCCCCCAGAGACCCCUCAGGACCCCCCAAGUCCUGCAGAAUCGCCGUCAGCAGGCCAGGUCGAGCCCUCGCCGUGUGCCGUGCCUCCUCAGCCAGAAAUCCCUGACCAGGACAAUGCAGGAGAGCACAUCAUCCCUCCUCCGCUCCCGAACCAGCUGUGGGAGGAGGCGGUGAAUUACGCUGGGAUACCCGGAGCGGCUCCUGCUCUGUCCAGGCCGUCUCACUUCUGGGGGCGAGGCCAGAGGUUGGUGCCCGGGGAGGAGGCUGCCGUGGAGGCCGAUGAGGAACGAGAAGAAGACCCAGCUGACGUGCUCAACGGAAUGCCCCAGCUGCCUUUCUUCCCGGAGAACAGGAUCCGUGGAGGAUUUGAGCCCAGGCACCACUGGCCGGAGCAAGGCAAUAGACUCAGAGAGGCCCCUGAGGAGGCCGCGGCGGACCCCGAGGAUGCCGGAGGUCCGGUGGCCCCUGUGGCCGCCGGUCUGGCUGCAGUCGAGCGUCUCCAAAGAGCCGCGCAGCAGGACGAACCCCACUCCUCCCAGGGUCAACCGUCGCCGCCCAAAAGACCCUUCAGGACACCGAACGUGCCGUCUCUCUGUGCCUUGGCCACUCGAGCAGCUGUCCACCUCAUGACCGCUCCCAGCAUGCAGUACAGCAGCAGUCUGGCGGGCCUGACCGCCGAGCUGGCAGAGCUCCUCCUCAACCACAUGUCUCGAGAGCGGCUGCUCCGUCCACGCACCCUGGAGCUCUUCUUCGGCUGCCCGAUGCAGAAGUUCGUCCUCAACAACUACCCCUAUUCUACCAAUGAGCUCCUGCGGCAGUUACGGGCCUUCACGGCUCUGAAGCACCUCAGUCUGGUCAACUCGCCUCUCAUAACAGACUCCGGCCUCUCCAUCCUGUCCAGCUUGGUCAAGCUUCAGUACCUCAACCUGGCAUCCUGUAGCAAACUGACAGACUCCUGCUUGCAGCACAUCACAGGAUUGAAAAGCUUGUGCUUCCUCUCGCUGGAUCAGACCAAAGUGACGGACGCCGGGAUGGUGAAGUAUCUGCAGUCGGCCCCGUCCUGCCUCUCCCAGCUCAGCCUGAACCAGACGGCCGUGACCGAAGACACGCUGGCGGUUCUGCCGAGCUGCGUGCCGCAGCUGCGACUUCUCAGCAUCAAGCAGACGAAGGUUAAGGACGUGACAGCCCUGGCGGAGAUGUCCAAUCUUCAGACUCUGAACUUGGAUGGGACGGGUGUGACGGAGAGCUCACUGGAGCACAUCGCCACCCUCCCCGCCCUGUCGUCUCUCAGCCUGGGAGGAAUCGCUGUGCUCGAUGGCAAUCAUACCCUCCAGAUUAUCUCAGGUCUAAAGUUGACUCAUCUCACCCUCCCUGGACGCCACUGCGUGACCGACGGCGGGCUUUCAUUCCUCUCCAGCCUCUCACACCUCUUAGAGCUGGACCUGACGGACUACACCCAGGUUACAGACCGGGGCGUAAGCCAGCUCUCCACCCUGACCAGGUUGAAAAAGCUGUCUCUCAGUAACACCCAGGUGACAGACGCGGGGCUUCCUUCCCUGCGGGGGCUGCAGGACCUACAGGAGCUGUGUCUGGACCGGACGGCGGUCACCAGCCGGGGGGUGUCUGAACUCAUCACCUGCCUGCCGCACCUUCAGGUGUUGGGCUUGGCCAGCACUCAGGUGGGAGACACGGUGGUGACAAGAGGCCUGAUCCGCUGCAAUCAGCUGGUUAAGCUGAACCUGAGCCGCACGCGGAUCACAGAUCGCAAUCUGAAGUUCCUGAAACAGAUGCACCUGACUCAGGUGAACCUGGACGGCACCGGCGUCAGCCUGAUGGGGAUCGUCAACCUCCUGUCUUUCACCAACAUCAGCAGCAUCCGGGCCAGCAACACCCGCACCAUCCCCCGCGAGGACGUCUCCGACGAGGAGUGGGAGGCCGAGUGAGCUCCCCCCCCUUUCCCCAGCCGCUAGGCGUACCCGAAGCACUCCUAUUGCACUGUUUCAACAGCAGCUAGUGCCACUAAUCUGUCAAUCGCGCACGCUAGGUUGGAACCUCAGAUGGGAGCCUUGUGUCUGACAGGUGCUCCACGAGGAACGUUUACACACAUAAAUAAAUAUAAACGUAGUGAAUCGAGUAGACUGCAGCCCCCCCUCUACCUGAUGGACUUUAAAGCUUUACGUGCACUUCUGGAGCCUGCUGGCAGACGAGUCGGGAAAGUAUAACACAGCAUGUAGUUUCUAUUAACAGUUCGGGCAUAUCUCGAAAGGAAUUGAAAACCCUGGCAUUUGCAGCCUGAUUUAUUUUCUCUUUUUUUUUUUUUUUCUGAAGGGAUGUUUAGGUUAGAAAAACGUCUUCCAUCCAUUUCCUCAUUUAAUUCCAGAUCUUGUUUUCAUGCCAUGUUGGAUUUGUCAGAUCACACUAAAAAAAAAUCUCAACUUUUCUCUGUUCCUGGGUUGAAAGUGUUUUUUCCUGGUAGCCUGUACUAAAAGUGCAAAAAACAAACAAAAAAAGAAAAAAAAAACUGGUUUUGCCCUUUAAAGUUUGCUUUUAAGACCAGGGCCUUGAAACCUUUGAUUUUUCCCAUUUUCCACAGUAUUUCAUGUGGAAUUGGACAGGCAAGAAUGGUCUGCCUCUGAUCCAACCUCACUAGAAUUAAAACGCCUCGUGACGCCAUGAGUCAGUUCUGUGCUUUGGGUUUGGAGCGAUUGGUUUAGGUGUUAGAAAUUAAAGCAAAAUUUCUGUCAUUAGUUUGCUUUAUUCGUCUAAUCAGUAGACCAAAAGCUGCCAAAAUGGUGAGUUUUUCUUAAAACUCAGUUAUUCCAUGAAGUUUGGACAUCAUAAGGACCGUGUCUUUGGUCUGUCCCGGUCUGGAACUGAGGAAAAUGUGCUUUCAACCAAGCAACAAAACGGUGUCAUUGAGCACAGUUAAACAGAGCCUCUUGGAUACAUUUUAGUUUUCUUUCUCAGUUUUGUACUUAAAAGAUUCAAAUUUAAAUUUUCAAAAACAGUAGCAGCCAUUUCCCCCACCUUGCUUGAGUAGUAUUCAAAGCGAACAUUGAACGUGUAUCUUCGUUUCUGUGUGUGUGGCCCCGUCACUCCAUGAAGUCUUUUGUUUCCUCAGCCGUAUUCGGGGCCCAGCUUCGUGUUAAUCAUACCGUUGUACAGCCACUGAAUGUGACACUACAGCCUGACGCACACUUGAUUUUUUUUGCCUGUUCCGAGUUAAACAUGUUCAGUGUUUUAGAUUCACAUUCGAAGUUUCGGUGCACCUGAUCGCAGCUUUUCCAUGAAGUCUCAGAUGAAUUUUACUUUCAAACUGCAUCCUGGCGAUGCGUUGUCCUUACCGUUAUGGAAGAAUCCAGAAUGUGGAGAGCCAGCGUUGUGUGCGGCGGCUCUGGUGUAAUGUAGGAUCUAUGCAGCCGCAGGGCUCAGAAGGCAGAACCCAAAGCAGAUUCAACCUUUAUUUCCUUCUUUGUUUACAGAGAUGUAAAAUAGUUUAUUUUCCCUAAAGCUUUUGAUUUUUGGAUACAAGCAUUGUAUUCAUGGUGAUUAACAAUAAACUUCUCUGGAAUCCC
Salarias fasciatus (jewelled blenny) is the source of this 4564-nucleotide messenger RNA. RefSeq lists its product as uncharacterized. The transcript is spliced from 17 exons. Gene Ontology annotation, molecular function: K48-linked polyubiquitin modification-dependent protein binding. Gene Ontology annotation, biological process: negative regulation of protein ubiquitination; negative regulation of proteasomal ubiquitin-dependent protein catabolic process; negative regulation of protein K48-linked deubiquitination. The record is from RefSeq and is a predicted model, not a curated record. NCBI's taxonomy places the organism in Eukaryota, Metazoa, Chordata, Actinopteri, Blenniiformes, Blenniidae. The coding region runs from base 188 to 2932 and encodes 914 amino acids. Gene Ontology annotation, cellular component: nucleus; cytoplasm.